Molecule: messenger RNA, 1588 nt
Organism: Gastrolobium bilobum
Lineage: Eukaryota; Viridiplantae; Streptophyta; Magnoliopsida; Fabales; Fabaceae
Exons: 4
Coding region: 269-1336 (355 amino acids)
Molecular function (GO): nucleic acid binding
Source: RefSeq, a predicted model, not a curated record
AAUGUUCCCUCUAAUAUUGCUCCUCCUCGUUCUUUCCUUAUGAGGAGAGAGAAAUAAAUUUGGGAGAGAGAAAAACAAUGGCGUUUUCUAUAUCUUUCCUUAUCUUAUGGUAACGUACACCUUCUCUUCUUUUUUUCUGACCCUUUUUCUUUCCCCUCAUCAAAGCGGGAGGAAUUAGAGGAGGAGAAAAGAGGAAGAAGAUUCUGGAAGCUGCCAUAUAGUUUUUUGUUUUUUUUUUUGUUUUUCUGAGCUUGAGAGAGUUGUAACCAUGGAUUCAUCGUCUGUAUCCAACGAUGUCGCUUCUGGGUUUGAGGACAAGGAGUCAAUGGUUGACCCUUUUUUGGUUGAGGCUCUUCAGAACCCUCGUCACCGUCUCACAAUUUUGCGGAUGGAGCUGGAUAUUCAGAGGUUUCUGGGUAAUGCUUAUCAACAGCAUUUUGAGUUUCAACAUUUCCCUUCUUCCUAUCUCAGACUGGCUGCUCAUCGUGUUGCUCAACACUAUGGUUUGCAAACAAUGGUUCAAGAUAACAGCUUAGAUGGCCAGGGAACUAAGAUUAUGGUGAGAAAGUUAGCAGAAAGCAGGUAUCCUGUGGUCUGCUUAUCUGAAAUACCUGCCAAACAAUUGGAAAAUGGUAAACCUGAGCAGAUGAAAAUUGCCAUAAGGCCUAGGCCUAAUAAAACCAGUUUAAGUGAAGCCAAUGAAGCUGGGGGCAAAGGCAAUCCUCUGAGAAGUGUAGAGGAGAGGAAAGAGGAAUAUGAUCGGGCACGGGCACGAAUCUUUAGUAGCUCUAGAAGUUAUGAUUCAGGUGAUACUCUGUCCCAGGUCCCAAUGGAUGAGAAAAAUUAUUUACUGAGCAAGGAUGAGAAUGAAACUAGCAAGAACCCUAUGGCUGAUUAUGAAAAAUUCACUAGUAGUAGGGAUAUUAGUUCUACUCGAGUUGCCAUUUUCAGAGAUAGGGAAAAGGAUCGUAGUGAUCCAGAUUAUGAUCGUAACUAUGGAAGGUAUGCAAGGAGUAUUCCAGCCUCUUCCCUCAACUUGGUGCCUUUUAGUAUGCAACAAGUUCAACCUUCAUUCGCACAGUAUGACACUACUUUUAAUCAGCUGAGUCAGAUGUCACAAAAUCAAGCUUCAAUUGGCUAUGGACCUCCUUCAAACCUGGUAAUGAGUCCUUUUGGUGUCACGGGAUUGAAUCAGACAACUAGGGAUGCUGCUUACCUACAAUGGCCGAGUGCUGCAAUUAUGUAUGCACAUUCAUAUGACCAAUUUAGACAUGCUGUUUUCCAAGUUCCAUUUGGUCAACAGCCAUUGAGCUUUGAUUAUUCGCAGAAUUAUUAGAUGACAUUUAGGGGUGAUUGUUUUCCAUUUGGAUCAUUUUAGCUUUUAAGGAUUUCAGAUUUAGAUAUAUUUUUUCUGUACUUUCGUAGACCCCUGUUCCUGCUGUAGUCUAUAUCUGUAUUUGGUUUUUCAGUCUUGAUGGUUGCAGUAAUGAGUUUGGUAUUUGGUACUUUUGGUGGCAUUUAUGGUACACUCAACUGUAGUGGAUUACUGGAUUUAAAGUAUAUGAAGAGAUACAAGUGGUGAUUUUCA